Zingiber officinale is the source of this 992-nucleotide messenger RNA. Its product is annotated as basic leucine zipper 43-like. The transcript has a single exon. The record is from RefSeq and is a predicted model, not a curated record. The coding region runs from base 219 to 626 and encodes 135 amino acids. Lineage: Eukaryota; Viridiplantae; Streptophyta; Magnoliopsida; Zingiberales; Zingiberaceae. Gene Ontology annotation, molecular function: DNA-binding transcription factor activity. Gene Ontology annotation, biological process: regulation of DNA-templated transcription.
UUCAUAAUGGUGAGCACAUAAUUUUUUCUUCGAAAAAAAUCACUAUAAAGGCAUUACCUGCAUCUGCACAUCUCCAUCAGGCAGUAGGCUGAUCUCAUGGAAGUGUUUUCAGUUUCCCCCACAAAUUAGUCACCAACCUUCAAAGUUUUCUCCCAUUUCCCUUGAACAUCUCUUUGUAUCAUCUUCUUUCUGUUCUUGUUCAGAUAUCAUAAUCCAUCAUGCAAUCUGGAGAGGUUGCCAGCGUUAGCUACCUUUCACCUUCGUACUACGAUAUGCCUCAUAUUUCAAAAGACUUGGAGAUCAUUCCAGUGAUGUGUGGUGUGAUCAUUUCAGAUGAAGUAUUUCAUCAUGACCAAGUAGUCAGCCAAGAUGAAGAAAGGAGGAAGAGGAGGAUGAUAUCAAACCGAGAGUCGGCUCGCAGGUCACGGAUGAGGAAGCAAAACCAUAUCAGCGAGUUGUACUCACAGGUCGUCCAUCUCCAGUCAGCAAACUGCCAGCUUCUCAAUGAGCUGAACCGAGUGAUUACAGAGUAUGAUCAGAUGGUUGACGAGAAUAGCCAGCUCAAGAAUGAAGAAGCUGAGCUGCAAAAGAAACUUGAAAAGUGUGAUGCAGAGAGAUCUAAAUGAUUGCACGAGAGAUGUUAACACGUUAACACUUUCCUUGCUCUUCGCAUCAACUAUGUGCGGCUUCAGCACCAGUCUGCUAUUGUUGCAUUCAAACCUAAUUUGGCUGCACCGAGAUAUUUAAGUAAUGAUAUCAAAUGUCUGACGAAACGAACUUCAGUUUUGAGCCUUCCAACUAAAGCAGUAUAAAUUUAUUUUGACAAGCAAGACGGGUGUGUUCUCAUUCCACCGCAUCAAAGCCAGGCAGCUUAAAAAUCAAAAGAGAGUAUGAAAUUUGUAGUCAUUUGUUACCACUAGAGUCAAAUAACAAGAGAUGAAAGGAAGAAUCAGAAUCAACUUGAAUUUAGAUUGAAUCAAUAUAGUAUUUAC